UGCUUCUGCUUCAUGACCUAACGCGGUAAGUAAAAUUGUUUAACGUACAAAUUGUUUGUAUUUUUAGAUUAUUAGGCUAUACAAAUACGUACAAUAUUAGCCUAUAUACACCAAACUACAUAGGCUCAACAAUUAGCAAAGUUAUUCAACUGAAUGGAAUCGCAAGAUUGAUGACAAGAAGUGUCAAGACGUAGGCCUACAGCUACAAUAAACAUCUCGGUUUUGACAUACAUGUUGUGAAUAUAUGUUGAUUAUUAUCUAUUUCUGAUUUCCGCCUACAUCUAGUCUGACGAGGUCAUGUGAAAAAAAUUAAAAAAUAAAUAACACUGGACUGUUUUAUUAACGUGGAAUAAUGCUAACUACUUUAAUUACUAUAAAACAAUAGGCAGAUAAUAUUAAUAGGCCUAUAGCCUAGUAUAAUAUUGUAUAACAUGCAGUAGCUUAAAGAUAAUGUCUCUUUCUCAUUAGCGAAAACCACAGGUCACUCAGAGUUGCACUGCUCGCGAUAAUGUUGACAUCAAAAAAAGAAAGAAAGAUCAUUGGUGCCCUCUGCUGGACGUUGAAAGAGAAACUCUCACAAUGUUGUUGUUUUUUCUUUCUCUCUCUCUCGAAGAUUAAAACACUUGCUCACGUGCUAAAUCUGUCCAGUAAAGGCCACUUCAGCCCAUGAGUGUCCCGUAUGUCAGUGGAUAUGUCAGACAACCGCUAUUAAAACUUGUUUAAAAAUCCAUGUAUCGUUGUAGGCAUUGUAACACCGUCAAACCACAAAACCUGAUCAAAUAUCAUCAUUUGUUUUACCACAAACACACCCUCUUAGACUGUGCGUCAGUGGUGGGUUACACAACCACAUAUUCAAAUUAACUUUUAAAUGUUUCUGCACGAAAACGAAACCUAAGCUGCUGAACAUCCCUUCAGCAUAGACUGUGUGACAUCUGAGCUCUGUAUUGCUCCAAAUUAUCCAGAGACAUGAGCAGAAGGAGAGUACACUUCGCAAAUGAUUUCCACAGAGGAAGAGGAAGAAGACAACGAGAUUUUCAAAAGGACAGGUUCAUGCCGCUUCCGUAUAAACGUAUAUACGGGCCAAAAUGGUCACAUGGUAAGCCUAAUUUACAAGCGCAACAGAACCAUAAUCAGCAAGAAUUACCAACAAACAGAGGUUAUGGCUCAAAUGACAAAGUUUUGAAUAUAAUUAUAAAGGAUCUGCAGCCCUUAAGUUCUGUGACAAGACAUUAUCUCACAAGGACUCUACAAUCCUCUUUAGAUGUUCAGUUAAGUGCCUCAUGCAUCCGAAAUGAACUUCAGAACCUUUACAGACACAAGAGGGUGGAAGUCCAGAAUGCAGUCAAUAACGCAAGUAACCUCGCUCUCUCAGCGGAGUUGUGGAGCUCCAGUGAGAAGGUGUUUUACCUGACAGUGUCCUGUCACUUCAUCACCGAAAACUGGAAGCUGACAUCGUAUGUGCUAGAUACAGCCCAUUUACUCACCAAGCAUACAGCAGAGAACGCAGCAGAGCACCUUUUGAGAAUUUCAAACGAGUGGAACGUCACAGAAAAAACUCAGAGUGUGGUCUCAAAUGUUGACGGCAUAAAGAAGGCCCGUAUCAAUGGAGGCAGAUGGACCUAUAUACCUUGUUUUGCUCAUACUUUGGAUAAAGUUUUCAGGGAAACCAUGCAGAUAACCGACUGCGAAUCUCUACUGAGGAAAUGUCAGCAAAUAGUUGCGUUUUUCCACCAAAGUGACAUAGCCUCACACAAUCUCCAGCUGUACUGUGCUUCUCUCAGUCUCAGGCAAAGUGAACUGAUUCAGUCCAGUGGUCUAAAUUGGCUUACUACUCUCCAUAUGCUGAAGAACAUCUUAUUGCAGUGGCCAGCCAUCUUUAACGUUUUUGUCGACAGACGAGUGGAUGAUCUUUGUCUGAGUGAGAAUGAAAGAAAAAUAAUGGAAAACAUUGUGGCAGUGCUGAAUAUUCUAAAGGAGGUCACAGAGGAAGCGGGAAGUCAAGGGUUCAGCCCAAUCUCAAAAAUCAUACCGCUUGUGCAAAAACUGCAGAAAGAGUUGAGAAAACAAUGGAUGGGGGGGAAUGGAAUAGCGAAGAAACUGUCAAAAAUAUGUGACUAUCAUAUUGGCAGCAGCAAGAAAAUCCUUCAAUUUAGAGUUAGCACAGCACUGGACCCGCAAUACAAAACCAGCGUGCUGCAGGAGUCUGGCAUUGAAGAUAUCACCGAAGAAAUCAGGAAACAGAUCAGAGGAUCUGCAGAGCACUGCAGUCGUGACACUGAAAGUCAAGAGUCAGUCUUUCAAAGGUACUGGAAAACAACAAACAUUUCAGCGAACGCUCUUGAAUUCUGGAAGAGCAAUAAAGAGUUUAAAAAACUGGCGACGGUGGCCCGCAAGUACCUCACAGUGGUCUCCACUGCAAUUCCAGUGGAACGUGUGCAUCAGCUGCAGGAAUCACAGCUCGCCAACAGGAGAAACUUUCUGGAGCCAGAGAAUGUCAACAUGAUCCUGUUUCUGAACAGCAACAAAUGAAGAAAACACAUUAUGUACUAUACCUAUACUUUAUGGAAAUGAUGCUCAGCACUGUGCAUUUUUCAAAUACGCUCACAAUUUAAAUGUCAAAAUGUAAAUAUCUGCCACCACAUCCACACCUGUAAAAGUCUUUGAAAUCUGUUUAUUAAUCUAUGAAUUAAAAUGUAAAAAAAAUCUUUACAAAAAAAAUAUUGUUACCAAAUAAUAUAGUAGACUACCUUAAUAAAAAAAAAAAAUAAAUAAAUAAAAAAAAAAAAAACACAGUGAGCAAGACCAACAGAGAGACAAUAGCAAAAAAACAAAAACAAAAACAAACACUUUAACAGAAACGCAACUGAAACUGAAGAAUAAAUAAGGUGAGGCAGGGAAGGUGGAGCUACAUUUAAACCAAGCCAGAAGCAAGAGAUUUUGCUCCUUUCAUAACUGGAUGGUUUUGAUACUCAUUCCAGGGCAUUUUAGGAAGUUGGACAGUUUUCUUUAUUAAAUACUUGCUUACAAACUUGUUGAAUAUGUUGCAAAUUACGUCUUCAUUUGGUUGGUUUGAUUUUCUGUAAGUAAUUACAGGAAAAAUAAGCUGUUAAAUUCUAAGAAUAUCAUAAGUAUACAGUAUAUCUACAAGGAGGACCAGACAGGUUCAAAGAUACAGACCCUAAAUGAAGGAUCAGCACAGGGCGGAAAGAAGUGAGGACAUGAACGGAGAAAAAUACAAUUCUCUAUGGGUUCUCUUUAUGGGCCGUUAACAAAUGAGCAAACUAAAAUCACAAAUUUAAAAUUUGUCUUAAAAUCAAACCAUCUGUAUUUAAAUUUAAAAUAAAACCAUGCAUACUUUUGCUUUCAAAAUCCUGUUAAUGGUUCAUAAUGGUUAGAAUAAUACUAAAUUGUAUUAUGCACAGGUAUAGCACACCAGACGAGUUUGUACUUGUGAGCACAAGUUUAAGGCAAUGUUCUAAAACCAUAAAUCUAUUGACCAUACCAGUUUGUAAAAUGUAAAAGUGUUGUCUAAAAAUGACAGAUCCUGGCAUACACACUUUUUUAUUGCAUUUUGAGCAAAAAUCAU
Messenger RNA from Carassius gibelio (silver crucian carp), 3586 nucleotides. RefSeq names its product E3 SUMO-protein ligase ZBED1. The transcript has 4 exons. The record is from RefSeq and is a predicted model, not a curated record. Gene Ontology annotation, molecular function: protein dimerization activity. Bases 967 to 2529 code for a protein of 520 amino acids. Lineage: Eukaryota; Metazoa; Chordata; Actinopteri; Cypriniformes; Cyprinidae.